Haliotis rufescens (red abalone) is the source of this 5333-nucleotide messenger RNA. RefSeq names its product FMRFamide receptor-like. The transcript has 2 exons. Gene Ontology annotation, biological process: G protein-coupled receptor signaling pathway. Lineage: Eukaryota; Metazoa; Mollusca; Gastropoda; Lepetellida; Haliotidae. The record is from RefSeq and is a predicted model, not a curated record. Gene Ontology annotation, molecular function: G protein-coupled receptor activity. Gene Ontology annotation, cellular component: membrane. Bases 124 to 1401 code for a protein of 425 amino acids.
AGAUCAGUGUAGCUUGUCACAGCCGGGGAUAUGCAGUGUUUCCUAAAGCUGUAAACUUGCAUACCAACCAUCUACGCCGCGCUGGUCUGAUCAUUACAACUGCUUCACACAGCUUCAGUACCAAUGGAUAAUAUAACACAUCUUCCCUUCAACAAAUCACUCGUCGACGAGUUCCUCUAUUACGAUGAUGCCAACGCCACCGCUAACAUCCUUCAAAGCACAGAUCCAGCAAACGAGACAGCCUUGGAAAUAACCCGUUCUAUUAUCCAGAAGUUAUGUGUGCCUGUGGUCGUUGCCCUCGGCUUCCUGGGCAAUGUGCUCAACAUGAUGGUGCUCACCAGACGUAGCAUGAAGUCCUCCACCAACUGCUAUCUGACAGCUCUCGCCGCUUUUGAUUCUCUUUAUCUUGUGUUCAGCUUAACUCUCAGCUUCAAACACUACGAACCAUUCCGCCACAUGCUUUCAUAUAUGCACUGGUAUCGUGUGUGUCGUGUUCUCAGCGACAUGUCUGCUAACGUGUCUGUGUUUCUUACCGUCACCUUUACCGUGGAACGUUACAUCGGAGUCUGUCAUCCCAUGCGGGGAAGAACGUUGUGCACAGUUCAGCGGGCAAAAGUCAUCAUCAUCCUAGUGGCUUUGGUGGCCAUUGCCUGUACGACGCCGGAGUUUUUCGAAAUGAGAGUGACUAAAGAAAUACACAAUAACGUCACUGUGCCGAAGGUCAUGUACACGGACUUUUCCAAGACAUAUAGCUACAAGAUUGGAUACUACUGGUUUUUUGUAACAAUUUUCACUUUUCUACCAUUGCUGUUGCUCUGCGUUUUUAAUGGAAUUCUCAUAUCAUCUGUUGUGAAAGCCGUUGAAAUCAGACGCCGUAUGACGUCACUCUCCCCUCACCGCAUUUCCAACUCACGUCACAGCGGUGAGCAACAGAAAAUCACGAAGAUGCUCAUCACUGUUGUGUUAGUGUUCCUGUUAUGUCAGAUUCCUGGUGCUGUCCUGAUGAUGUAUAGCACCUACCUUGAACUGGCUGAUGUCAAUCUGUCUAAAUCAAUGAGCAACGACCUAAAGAUUGCUGCAAAUUUUACCAACUUUCUCAUACAGAUAAAUGCUUCUAUCAAUUUCAUCUUAUACUCCCUCAUCAGUACCAAAUUCAGACGUGUUUUCUACAGAACAGUAUGUACAAAAUCAAAGAAAUAUGCGUCUAAAGCAUACAGCAAGAAUUCCGAAUUCAGUGCGAUGACCACGUACAGAUUAGCAUCACUUCAUUCAGUGCGAGAACCUGCCUAUCAUCUUGCUGGGUCUAGAAAGAUCGGAGACGCCAGUUCAAUGUGUCAGCAAGGUCUCACUCAAUAUGAGGAUGACAGUCUUCAGGAUAUCAGACAGACAUCCAAUAUGUAAAACAGAUCCUUAUAUCAGAUCAAAGGGUUUAAUUUUAUCGAAUGCCACCUGCCUUUUCUAUACUAAUCUUUGUGUAAAUGUUGAGUCCAAAUUUCACAAGAUGUUUUGUCAUUUCAAUGUACACUUCUUUUAUUUGAACGUGAAGCUCUCGUGGUUUUGAUGUGUAGCGUAUGACGUCUAGUAGAAUUUUUUAAUACUUUUGUUAUUCCUGUCCUGGAAGUCUUUGAUCAGUUUGUAGUGGAAAAACAUGAUGACGACCUGUGGCGACGCAUAUCCUGAUCCCAGACAAUUAACAUGGUCUACGAGGGCCUGUACACCUCGAACUUCAGAUUUGGUUGACGGCGUGUUAGAGUUAAUUAUUGAGCUUGACAGUUUAUUCAAAUUAUUCAUCUGCUUUGGGCAAAUCCCUGACUAAGAUCCCUGAUAUUUGAAACAGCAGCCGGGAAUGUCGAUUUUAUCAACACACCAUCAAUCAAUAUGCCAUACAAUGUUGACCACAUCCAUUGGAAGGUGAUGUAUGAUAAUCUUGUCUUCACAGAAUAUAUAUAUUUGUGUGUGAGGUUUCAGAUAAAACCAUUAUUUACCCUGAAGCGAACUGUGAUGUUCCAGAUCUUGGUUCGGAUGUCUGAGGGUUUUUUUCAAAAUUACCCUAAAUAUGUUUGCUCAAUUUCAAACUUGUUGUACUGCCAGGAGGAGGACAACGACACACACCUCCAGACAUAUCAUCACACGGUGUCACAUAUCAGUGGAACAUACACAUCACAAUGCAGUAGCGUCUAACAUAUAAACCCCCAAGUUUAUGUUGAUGGUUAUAAUUCCUGAAGUGGUUUCCUUCCUGCCAAAUAGCCGUGUGUUUAAAUCGGUAAAGUAAUUGUGUAAGAUACCAGUAAAUAACUUAAGUGUGUCGGGUUUCUAUCAACAACGUAUUCUGGCAGUUAUGCCUUCGAGACAAAAGUAGAGGCUGUACAGUUACUUAGAAUAUUGUUACGUGUUGUUACAUGUUGUUGGUCAGCGAAAACAUCAAAUUGAAGGAAGUUGUUUUUUGGAAGAAUGUUUGUUCAGAUACUAAAGUAAACAUCCGUGGAAUUUCGUUGAAAAUCGAUAAUCAAAUUGAUAAUUUGAUUAGGUGUCAUUACGUUCCAAAGUUCAGAACUGACUAACCUUAAAACACAUUUGCAUAUCACAGAGUUUUAUUAUGCUUUAUGGCUAUAUCCGUAAUGUACGUCCUACAUAUCGCGAUAGUCUCGCGAACAUUUCGCAGCACUGUCGAUAUCAUGGAAACAUUUGUUAUGUGUGUUGUUCAUCAACACCCUUUCACACUAUCGCGACUGUGGCACGAAAAUGACGCGUCCUGUUCGCCAUCGCUGGGAUGUUGAUUUUGGACAAUUGUGAAGCUGAACCCAAACUGAUCCGAAUGGCUUCGUUCCAUUCAACAAGUGGUUGAUUUUGAGGGCAUGUUAUACAUAUUAAAUGUCCCCUUUUGUAAACUCUUUUGUAACUUGUUUACAUAAAAUGUAUUUAUACACUAUGUUAAUUAUUGGUCUGGAACAUAUCAUGCAUGUCUUUCCAUUGAAGAAGACAAGGGGCAUUUUGAAUCCAGUCACAUGACAUGUUUUUCCAAAGAAGACAAGGGGUAAUUUGAAUCUAACCACAAUGAUAUUAGGGAAUAAUGAAUCCUUUGAGGGAAUAAUUUAUGAUCUAAGAAAAUGUUCUAUGACCAUAUGACCACUUCUGGAAAAGUCGAAUGUACCAUAUACUCAUCGGUAGGGAAUCGGAAAUACCUAAAAAAUUCCAAAAUUGUAAGAGAUAUUAGUUUCUAAUAACAGUUCACUUGACGAGGCACACUGCGUGUUGCUCUCCCACUCUUCUUGGGGGGCGGUCGGGUAGCCUAGUGGUUAAAGCGUUCGCUCGUCACGCCGAAAACGGGUUCGAUUCCCGAUACAAUAUGUGAAGCCCAUUUCUGGUGUCGAAACUUACUCACUCACGCCUCUCGCCGCUCCUAGCCACGUUCAGCCAACAUGGUCGGCGGCCUAUGACGUUAACGCACACGGGAAUCUUGGCUCAUUGCUGGGCAUGACAUUCUGUGCAGGUUGUGCUGGUGACAAUUGACCAUUUGAGCACGGUGAGCCCGGGCGUUGUCGUCCUGGAUGACAAAACGUCUUCCCCACGCCUUGCAAACGGGAUAACAAAGGGUGACAAUAUGUUGUCCCGAUAGUAUUGUCCAGUGACCCUUCCGUGCACAAUAUGGAGUGGGGUUCGCCCUGUCAUGCUGAUGCCACCCCACACCAUAACCGAGCGAAAUAUGUCAUGUGGUCUCAGGUUAGCAAUGGGUUUACGCUCAGUUCGACGUCGCAAAAUACGACCACGCCUAUCAAGGAAGUGCAAAGUGAAUCGGGACCCAUCUGAAAAUAUGACCACGAUUACCCGUAUUGACGCUGUGUCACCAUUGACGUCUGUUGGCAACAUGACGAUUUGUAAGGGGCGGGACAGCACGUGGCCGUCAAGCAUGGAGUUGAGCUGCAUGUAGUCGAUUUCUAGUCGACUGCCAUGUAACUCGUACUUCAGUAGUCUAGUGAAAGUUUUCAGUGCUUUGAUUCGCCGUUUGAGCUCGACUUCGUUGAGCCUAAUUUCGGAUCAAUCGAUCAUGUACUCCUGUUGUUGACCCGAGAGGCCCUGAACGGGAUCAAUCGACAACAUUUUGGAUUUGUUGGUACCUGUUCCAUAGCCUGCCAAUCGCAGACUGUGAAACGUUGAACGUAUUGGCCACUGCACACUAUCUCCUGCCAGUCUCCAGCAUGCCAAGAGCCCGCAGACGCCGCAUCGCUCGUUCAUAAUUAAUUAACAAUUAAUGAAAUCAAGUAAACCAUAACUAUAUGAGAAGCAAAAUCAAUCAGAUUGAGAGAAAUAAUGAUCCACAGAGAUUCAACGACCUUCCUUGAAAAUGUCAAAAUCAGGAAUUGUAUAAUCUCUCGUUCAUAGGCCGGAAGCCUUUUGUACAAUAAACUUCUUUUGACUUUGAAUUACACCCUUCAGCGUGCGGCAUGUGCAAACUAUGGGAUGAGUUUUGGUGUUAACACAUAUAAACGUUCUUGCGUAGGAUGUUUGUUGUCAACAAUUAUCUUUGUUCUAAUACUUGGUAUUAACGUUUAUACUCCAUGAUCCCCAUGUCUUUGUAAGAGUAUAUAUUCUACUCUAUUGGUAUUGUUUCUCGUAACACCAUUACGAAAGGGAAAGCUACGGGUAAGCAUCUUCACAACAAAACUAGUUUUCAAAGUCACCUACCUGGCUGGACAUUAAAGACAGGAUUUCAAACAAAUAUUAGCCAGAACUCAUUAAGUGAGUGAGUGAGUGAGUGAGUAUGAUUUUACGCCGCUUUUAGCAAUAUUCCAGCAAUAUCACGGCGGGGGACACCAGAAAUGGGCUUCACACAUUGUACCCAUGUCGGGAAUCGAACCCGGGUCUUCGGCGUGACGAGCGAAGUUCAACGCUUUAACCACUAGGCUACCCGACCGCCCCAGAACUCAUUAAGGUCACGUGAAGUUCAUUUUCGAUGAUUAAUGGACGUUAUAAAAGACUAAAGUGUACCAACUGUACACUUUCUCUCAAAGUGUGAAUUGGGUCAGAUCCCAGUAGCCAGAUGGAGUCAACUUGACAUUCACUCCCGCUCUUGGCGUAGAUGAUGAGUUUUUCAUUUAGGUUGUUGUGUGAAUAUCACCAAAUGCUUUUCAAUUAUUUAUAAUAAGAUUUGAUACAGAUCAUAUGAUUUAUAUUGCACAAUGUGUUUUAAAGAUUUACCGUUAACAUUUUGAACAUUCUAUAUUUUCUCAUACUGCAUUAUGAUGAAGUGUUGUCUAUAUUUUCACGUUUUGUUUACCAGUGAUUUACUUGUCAAUUUGAAUGUAAUUGUGAAAUAAACACAUGUGGUUUGAACA